AUGGGUGUAAGCUUAUCCCUAUUGGCUCCACAGGCACAUACCGUGGCCCUCAGAGCCUAUGUGGAUGUUUUACCCGGAUUCGUUUUCCUCGAUGUUAUGAACGACAGUCGUUUCCUCAAGACCAUCAGAGCUUAUGACACCACCACCCAAACGCUUGUAGUGGUUAAGGUGUUUAUCAAGCCGCCAGCUGUUGGAAUCAAGCUUCAAGACACAGCAGAGUUAUUGGGUAAAGAGGCUCUGCUUCUAGCUGCACAUCCAAACGUUCAACCAUGGCAUAAAAUCAUCGAGACUGACCUGGCAGGAUACAUGGCCAGACAGCUUGUCAAAUCCAACUUAUACGACCGUUUAUCGCUACGACCAUUCCUUACGCUGGUGGAGAAACUGUGGCUUACUUUUCAGCUCCUUAAUACGUUGCAAUUGCUCCAUGACCAUCUACAUAUUUGCCACGGUGAUAUCAAAACAGAGAACUUACUAGUAUCUUCGUCCAAUUGGCUCGUUCUUACGGAUUUUUCCCGUCACAUCAAACCAGUGUAUUUGCCUGGGGAUAAUCCUAGUGAAUUUGUCUUUUAUUUUGAUAGUUCUAAUAGAAGAACAUGCUACUUGGCUCCGGAACGGUUCUUUCUGAAGGAAAGCCCACCUGCUACUGGCGAAUCAGAGCUUUCAAGCACAAUGGACCUCUUUUCCACUGGAUGUGUUAUUGCAGAGCUUUAUAAUGAUGGAGAGCCUACAUUCACCCUCUCUGACUUGUACAAGUAUAAGAAGGGAGAGUUGGAGCCUAAUAUCACGGGCAUUCCAGAUUUGCAUGUUCGCCAGUUGGUGAAAAACUUAAUCAGCAUAGACCCUUCUAAUCGUUCCCUGGCUCAUGAUCUUUUAUACGAGUAUCGUGGGACGUUGUUUCCGGAAUACUUUUACGAGUACCUCUACAACUUCAUGUGUGACAUCAAUAACCCUACGCUUUAUGAAAUCCCAGAAAAUGAUGACUCAGUAUCUCCCAGUGACUUGAGAUUAGAAAAGAUACAUGACUCCUUUGAUGAAAUUACGAAAGCACUUCUGUUCUCAUAUAACGAGGAGUCUCCUCCUGUGAGGUCCACUGGUGCACUUAUAAGGCUCAACUUGAAAGGUCUUCCCAAAGAUUACACUAUUAGAAGAGUCAAAGCAGACGAGAAGGGCCAGGAGGAGGGUGCUCUUAUUCUUUUGAAUACGGUGUGUUCUCUCUUAAACACACUCAAAAGACCAGCUAACAAGAUUAAGGCAUGCGAGAUCAUAUUGGCACUCUCUGAGAGGAUAAGUGACGAUGCAAAGCUUGAUAGAUCUCUUCCAUAUCUUUGCAGCUUUAUAGAUGACUACUUGGAAGACACGUCCUUUUUUCAGGCAACUUCAGUCAUGAAUGACGGCAACAACUUUCCUCCGCAUACACAUCUUUCUACAAGAGUGCCUUGCGUUGCGCUAGUCGGGGUUACAAACUUACUUGAGACUUGUAAUUCUGUCAAUGCUAUUAAUGCACAGCUUUUCACAGAAUACUUGUCUCCGCUUUUGAAAAGUAUAGCAUUUUUGAGCUCCCCUCACAAGGAAGAAGUACGCUACUUGCGCUUGACAUUGGCAAUUUGCUUACCUUAUUUGGCUUCUGUAUCAGAGAGGUUCAGUCUCAACUCUCGCCAAUACAGAAACAGUACCUCAUCAUUCCCUCCAGAAGAUGGUAAUGAUGGCGCCAUACUUGAACAAGAUUCACUAAAAGCAAGGUCGCUUACAGACUUCAAGGAUUUAACUGAAGCAUUACUCACAGACUCAGACGUCUCUGUUCGUAUUGGAUUGGUCAAUGAGAUCUUGCCUCUUUGUGAGUACUUUGGUGCUGAUAAAACUAACGAUUUGAUUCUUCCGCAUUUGAUCACAUACUUGAAUGACCCAAGUUAUCAGCUCAGACUUGCAUUUUUAUCAUCGAUAAUCAAAAUCGGUCCUUUCAUUGGAGCUUUGGCCUUCGAGCAGUAUUUGCUUCCCCUUCUAUUCCAAACCUUGGGCGACCAUGAACAAUUCGUGGUUCUAAAGAUACUCGAGAUCUUUCAUCACUUUUUGAAAGAUAAGUUAAUUAACCCUGCUUCUGAGUUUAAUGCCUUGUCAAUUUAUAAGGAGAUUCUUACGAAUUGCACCACUCUCUUGUUGCAGCCUAACGAAUGGAUCCGUCAGUCAGUGGUGAACAUCAUACUAGUCGUUAGUGAUAAUCUUCUGAAUGCAGACCGGUUCUGCUUCUUGUACCCUAUCAUCAAGAGUUAUCUUUCCUAUGACAUUUCCGUCCUUAACUGGCAGACAUUGUACCCUUGCGUUACAAAGCCGCUUCUGAAGCAAGUUUAUGAGACAGCUCUCAUUUGGUCUUCGAAUGCCACAAGCAAGUCUCUUUUCUGGAAGCAGACUAACUUUUCCGCUAUCCAUCAAAUGAACGGAAGAAAGAAGUUGGUUUCCUACUCCAAGGAUAUGGGAAAGUCGGUUUAUGUUCCACAUUCAACCACCAGUUCGAUAGGCGAGAACAACAAGAUGUCUGACAUAACCUUGUCAUCAGAAGAUAAGCAAUGGAUUCUUAAGCUUAAGAGUGUGGGUAUGGAAGAGAAAGAUCUUUGGAAGGUAUUUGCGUUGAAGGAACACUUUUUAAGUUUCAACCGGUCCAAACUCCAUGCAUCUGGAAACAGUCAAGAAGAAUACAAUAUGGCAUCCAAAGUUAAUGUUCCGCCCAUCAACGUGUUCUUUGAUAUUUGCUACAAAACAGAACCCAUUGACAGCAACGCAAAGACGAUAGAAACUACUACAUCGCCAACCAUGAAAGAGACAGGCUCCAUUCGUUCUACCAACGAAGGAAGAGGAUUGUUCUUCUCCAGUGCCCAGAAAGCUAAGGCAUCUUCACAGACUGUGGCAGCUAAUGUACAUGGAGAAUUGGAGAUCAGCCAUGUGGACGGUAGCGUACCGCCCAAAUCCCGCCAUCACCACCAUAUUCAUUCAAGUACUCGUGACGCAAAUCUGAUUCAUAAGGUAUUCGGCGCUGGUGCAUCCAAUGUGAUCUCUGCCACCAUGAGACAUAGCUAUCAAGAUGCAAACCCUCAUAUCAAGGAUUAUCUUCAGAAUCUAUCAUUUGGGCCUACGCUUGAUGACUUCCCAGAGUUUGGCUCAAUCAUCAAGAGCGGUAAUGAUGCGUCGCAAGCAGUACCAGAAUUCAACUUGCAGGGCGUCUUGGUUACACUGAUAAAUGCUAAGAGUGAUCCCAGCUCGCAUGAAAUCAUAACUAUAAUCGUUUCUUCUCCUACUUCCGAAUUUUUUGUUACUGGCUCCGAAGAUGGGAAAGUAAAGGUUUGGGAUACAACGAAGUUAGAGAAGAACAUCAUGUCAAAAAGCGCUAGUCUUACCGUGGACUUGAAAAGCCCAGUGACUGAUGUGGUAUUCCUUCCCCAUCGUUUUGUGUUUGCCGUUGCAACCGCCGAUGGAAAGAUCCGCUUGUUUCGUGUCCUAGUCGCCAGGAACAAGGCCAAGAAGAUCACCAAAUAUUCGAAACUUCACAAGAUCCGUGGCAUGGCAUUGAAGCAUGGAUUUGCAACGACUUUGGAAUUUGCCAGCACCAACGAUAAGGCCCUUUGCGUUGCGGUGACGAGCGACUGUAAGAUCACUGCCCUUGACAUCAUCACACUGGAGGUAUACUUUGAGGUGCAAAACCCCCUUGUCCAUGGCGUUCCUUCUUCAUUCCUUUUUUCCAAGAACGGGACUUGGGUACUUGUGGGUACGAGCGAUGGAAUUUUGUGUCUUUGGGAUCUUCGUUUCCAUAUUUUAGUGAAGUCAUGGAAGGUCACUAUCGACAACUCCACCGUGCAAAAAUCAGCCAUUAGAAAGCUUAUGAUGGUACCUCAUAGUGGUAGGUUGACUGAGAAGAUGACUAGCAACAACUACUUUGCAAUGAUUGGAGGACUGAGGGAGGCUGAUAUAACAGUCUGGGAAGUCCCCAGUUUCGAAUGUCGUGAGAUAUACACUGCCAACACUGAGAAUCCUCAAAUUAAGAAGUACGCUUUGCAAGAAAUUAAGCUGCAGAAGGACGUCAAUUUGGAUGACUUGUUUGCUGAAUUCACUCUUGAUCUCGACAAGCCUCAAGAUGAUAGUCCUACGUCGUUAGAUUUGACGCAAAGAGGAGGCGUAAACCCACAUGAAGAUGGCUACUUCGUUCUGACCACAAGUGACAGUCGAAUCAUUGUAUGGGAUCUCCACGAUAUCAAGAAGUCAGGACUGGUAUUUGGAGAAAAGAGUACAUUUGGCAAAACCCAAGUCAGUUCAAGACUAAGCGUUGCUUACGAACAAAGUGCUCCAAAUGGCAAGACAAGAAGAAGUAACAUCCCUCGUUACGAUGCCAUUACUGGAUUAGCGGUUUUUUUUAAGAUGGCUUUUGACGACGCUUUAGGUAUUAAGAUUGCUUUCGAAGAAGCCCAAAAGAGUUUUGACAACGGAGGUAUCCCUAUUGGAGGAGCUCUUAUUCACGAAGACGGCACGGUUCUUGGUCGUGGCCAUAACCUGAGAUUCCAGAAAGACUCGGCUACUUUGCAUGGUGAGAUUGAUACUUUGGAGAAGGCAGGCCGUUUGAAGGGCAGCGUCUAUAAGAAGUGUACCAUGUACACGACGUUAUCUCCUUGUGACAUGUGCUCUGGUGCUUGUAUUUUGUAUGGCGUCAAGAGAGUUGUUAUUGGAGAGAAUGAGAACUUUGUUGGAGCCGAGGAGUUGCUUCGUUCCAAGGGUGUUGAAGUUGUGAACUUGAACGACUCCAAGUGCAAAGAGUUGAUGUCUCGUUUCAUCAAGGAACGUCCACACGACUGGAACGAAGACAUUGGCGAGUAA
Messenger RNA from Candidozyma haemuli, 4854 nucleotides. RefSeq names its product ubiquitin-binding serine/threonine protein kinase (gene VPS15). Lineage: Eukaryota; Fungi; Ascomycota; Pichiomycetes; Serinales; Metschnikowiaceae. Gene Ontology annotation, biological process: macroautophagy; autophagy of peroxisome; protein phosphorylation. The transcript has 3 exons. Gene Ontology annotation, cellular component: late endosome; phosphatidylinositol 3-kinase complex, class III, type II; nucleus-vacuole junction. The record is from RefSeq and is a predicted model, not a curated record. Gene Ontology annotation, molecular function: ATP binding; protein serine/threonine kinase activity; protein binding. Bases 1 to 4854 code for a protein of 1617 amino acids.